AUGGAGGCCCUGGCGGCCGCUGGCAGCGCCCUUCUUGGAGAUCGUGCGGCCGUAGAGCAAGCGCAGCAGCACAGGCAUCAGGUCAGCACGGUGCUCCGGCAAGAUGCCAUUGGCGCUGUUCUCAUCGUUGUCGAGCUGCUCCUUGUACUUGACAACGCUGUCCUGGCGCCAAGCGAGAAGGGCUUUGAGGGCAAGACGCUGGAUUUCAAUAUCGCCGUUGGCCAGCAGCUUGAGAAGAGCAUCGUAGGCCUUUUCGUGCUGGUAGAGCACCUGGGAGUUGCUGCCGAGUUCGCUAUUGGCGGCCUCGGCGUCAACAUCGGCAUGCACGUCGUCGGCAUCGUCCAUCUCUUCGUCGUUUGUGCCGUUUUGUUGGUUCUCUUCCUCAGAGACGGCAUCAUCCUCAGCAUUGCCGUCCUCUUCCUCUUCGUGGUCGUCUUCCGUGGUCGCGUCGAUGCGAGGGCCCACGUCCUCGGUCCAAGACAAGAGGUGUGGCACCAGCUUGCGGGACCGCUUCUCGGCCACACCUGGCAAUGCGGCAAGGACCUUGAGGGCCUUGCCGCGCUCAUAGCCUGCAUAGGCUGGGACAGCCUCCUGCUUGGCCUGGAACGCCUGAAGCAUAACAGCCGAGGGGUCCGCGACGACCGUCUCGGUCUGCUGCGCCAAGUCAUUGAGCUUUUCCAGCUUGAAGCACUCAAAGUCGGUAGGCGGGGCGCGCGGCGCAGUGCCCUUUCGGGUACCAUGGUUGUCGUGGGUGCUGCUGCUGCUCUCGGCCUGGCCGUUCCAGUCAAAGGCGAGCGUAGCAAUGGCCUCCUCGCCGGCCUUGUUGGUCUCGGCGACCUGCUUCAUGGCUUUGACGGCGUCGUCCCAGACUGGCGCAAGGGGCACAGACAGCAUGCCAAAGAGGAAGGCAGGGAUGGCAGCUUGGAUCCAGGAGCCGGGCGUGACGUGGGCGUAGACCUGGGCCAGUUUGCGCAGGUGGGCGGCGAUGUUGCGGACGUUGUGCGGAGCGAAUCCAACGUCCUCGGUGGCCAAGUCGGUCGCGGUGUUGCUGUCACCAAUGCGCUCAAGGAUCUUAAGCGAGACCAGGCGCAGCGCGGCCUCAAGGAAGCCUGUCCGACGGGCAAAGCGCGGCGCAGCCGCCCGCAACAAUGGCCGCAGACCGGCAUCCGGCUUUCCAGCCAAGGUCUUGGCCAUGCGCAGGCAGUGGUCGCGCCACGUGGCCGGGUCCUUGCCAUAAACACCACGCUCGGGGAACGGCGUGGCCUCGAGCUGCUCAAACUUGCGCACAAUGCUGUCCUGCCACGACUGGGGCAGACGCAGGCGCUCGCGGUCGACGGGGAAGGCACCGACGUUGACCAUAUCGGCCAAGACGGCGCAGAGGACGUCCUCGUUGCCGUCAUGCGCCCACGCCAGGCGGGCGAUGCUGACUCGUCAGCAGUCAGCGGCGUAGACGGCGGCCAUUGCGAUUCGGGUGCUACAGCCAUGGCCUCGAGCGUCUCGGCCAGAGCAGGAACGAGGGCUGUCCAGUCGUGGAUCUUGGCGCCACCACGCACACCGGCAAGAAUCCCAAAUAGGCGAAUGAAGAUGGACAGUCUCCAUGGGCCCGCAGCAGCAACAACUGUCGCCUUUUUCGACUUUGCUGCUGCCUCGACCUUUUUUGUUUCCGACGCUGCAUCGGCCAAGAUGGCGUCAACCACGGGCCGCAGGGCAUCGUGGUUUGCAUGGUGGAUGAUGCUGGUGAGAACACCACAGCACACAUCGCUCCAGGGCGUGCCACGGGCCGCCUGCUGCGGAUCCAGCUCGUUCUCGGGGACGGCACGAAUCAUGCCGACGAACAAUUCGGCCGAAGACAGCCGCAGUGUCAUACUAGUGUUGACCUUCUUGUUGCUGUGUUUGGUCUGGCUGGCGGCGGCCUCGGUCGCGCGCAGCAAGUCGUCGCGGAUGUGGUUGACGAUAAACGGCAUUGCCGAGUCACGUCGCGACGGGUUCGCCGUCAUGCGGACAAGGAAACUGAGGGCCUCGGCCGUGAACCGUGCAAUGUGCCCGGGCACUCGUGGUAAGGAUGGAGCCGGCGUAGAAGCGGCUUCGGAAGGAGUAGACGAGGAGGUCAUUAUUGUGCCGUGCCACGUCGACCAGCAGAGCAAAGGCGCGAGCAUCGUAGCCGCGAGCGACAAAGCGGCUGCCCAGGUCGUGCGCGAACGCGGCCAGCAGGUCGAGGAGGGGCUCCAGAGCCUCGCGGCCGUCGUCCUGGCCUUGGCUUCCACGAAUGGCCGCCGCGAGGUGGUCCAUGAUGCGGUCCUCAAAGUGCAGAAUCUGGGCGAGGCUAUCGCAGAGGGGCGACACCGCGCGGCGGAAGGCCGUGAAGCCGCGCGAGAGGUUGAGGUCGGUCCAUCGCUCGAGGCCGUUGCGGAAGUAGGAGGUGGUCGCGGACAGGUCGCCAGCGGCGUCGGCGUCGAGGUCAUGGCGGCGGACCUUGUGGAGCGGAUCGAGAGAAUGCAGCUGAGCAAUUUUGCUGCUGAAGGACUCCCAGCGAUGGUUCUUCUGGUGUUGCUGGCCGGGCGGCUUUUUUGUCCGCUGCGCCUUCGCGAUGCGGCCCGCCGUUUUGGACGGCAUGGUGGGCGAUGUGGUCGGUGA
This is a messenger RNA of Sporothrix brasiliensis 5110, 2634 nucleotides long. RefSeq lists its product as uncharacterized. The transcript is spliced from 10 exons. The coding region runs from base 1 to 2634 and encodes 877 amino acids. Lineage: Eukaryota; Fungi; Ascomycota; Sordariomycetes; Ophiostomatales; Ophiostomataceae. The record is from RefSeq and is a predicted model, not a curated record.